AUGUUGAGCUAAUUUAAGUAUAAUCAAUUCAAGAAAACAUCUUAAUCCAGCACCCAAAACAUAAAGAAAAACCUCUGUUUUCCCUGAUAAGCAAAUUCCCAAAAUGCUAAGUCAGUCACCAUUCUCCAUUUUCUUUGCUAUUUUAUUUGCAAUAAUCAACUUGGCACUACUUGUUUCUGCAGUUGAUACUCAAACUCCUGGCGAACCGAUCCUGGAAUUAUACAUGCAUGAUAUUCUGGGAGGCAGUAAUCCAACAGCUAGACCGAUAACCGGAUUAUUAGGCAGUAUUUACAGUGGACAAGUCCCUUUUGCUAGGCCUCUUGGUUUCCAACCUCCCAAAGAUGGUGUGGCAAUUCCCAAUUCCAAUGGUGCAAUCCCAACUUUCAAUAUCAAUGGUGUUCCACUAGGAACUGGCUUAGCAGGCACAACAUUUGCUGGUAACCAGAAUAGCCAAACUACUGUGACUACUCAAUUAGGCCCUGAUGGCUUGGGCCUCGGCUUUGGUACCAUUACUGUUAUCGACGACUACUUGACUUCAUCCCCAGAGUUGGGCACACAAAACCUUGGAAAAGCUCAAGGUAUCUAUGUUUCAAGCUCUGCUGAUGGAAGUACUCAAAUGAUGGCGUUUUCGGCCAUGUUUGAAGGAGGAGAAUAUGGUGAUAGUCUCAAUUUCUUUGGAGUUUAUAGAAUUGCAAGUCCCAUGUCUCGAAUUUCAAUUACAGGAGGAACUGGUAAGUUUAAAAAUGCUUGUGGAUUUGCAGAGAUUCGUUCCCUAAUACCAGCUGGUCAACAUGUUACAGAUGGUGCAGAGACACUGUUAAGGAUUACUGUUCAUCUAACUUAUUGAUAUUUCUUUUGUUUAAUCUUUAAACAAGAGAUUUUGGUUUGUUUUGUGUGAAAAAAUUGUAAUCAGUUUGAUUUUGUGUUUUGUUUCUGUCUCACUCUGGCAUUGAAUUGUAAACAUCUAUAUAUCCUUUGUAUUCAGUAACAAUUUAUCUCAAUCCUAUGUACUUGGGUUUUUUUUUUUUCUUGA
Messenger RNA from Nicotiana attenuata, 1033 nucleotides. Its product is annotated as dirigent protein 16-like. The transcript has 2 exons. The record is from RefSeq and is a predicted model, not a curated record. The coding region runs from base 104 to 847 and encodes 247 amino acids. NCBI's taxonomy places the organism in Eukaryota, Viridiplantae, Streptophyta, Magnoliopsida, Solanales, Solanaceae.